AACGUUUGUUAUUUGUUUUGUGUGGAGGUGCUUUUCUUAGGGGUCUUGUCUUUCAACUUUUCUAUUAUUACCUCACCACAUUUCCCCAAUUCUCCAUUUCAAUUCAUCUCUUUCUUUUCCUCUCAUUUUCAAUCUCGCAUAAACUUCUCUUCUUUUCGAUUUUCCUUUUUCUUCUUAAAAGGGAAAGGAAAAUCCUAUUAUUUUCAAUUUCGAACCCUACCGAUUCAUUCUUUCAAUUUAUUCAAUGGCAGAAGAACAUAGAUGUCAAGCUCAACGUCUCUGUGCAAACAACUGCGGUUUCUUCGGGAGUCCCGCCAUGCAAGAUCUCUGUUCCAAAUGCUAUCGUGAUUUGCAGAUCAAGGAACAGCGAUCUUCUUCGGCGAAAUUGGUUCUCAAUCAAACCCUAGUUUCUCCGCAAUCGAUUUCUCCGGCGGAAAUUCAACCGUCGUCGUCGAUUUCUUCUUCGUCAUCGUCGUCGGCGGAGGAACAGGUUGUUGAUGGACCUUUGGAGGUUGAGGUGAAGGUGCAGCCGAAUCGGUGCGGAACUUGUAGGCGGCGCGUGGGGUUGACGGGAUUUAAGUGCAGGUGUGGAUUGACGUUGUGUGGGUCCCACAGGUAUCCGGAACAACACGGGUGUGGGUUCGAUUUUAAGGGAUUGGGAAGGGAACAGAUCGCGAAGGCGAAUCCUGUUGUGAAGGGAGAGAAGCUUCAAAAGAUUUAAAGGGUAUUGUUGUAAUUUCGAAUCUGUGAAUUGUUGGUUCGGGUCGGAUGAAUUGGGUGGGUGGGGAAUGGGGGAUCUCGAAUUGUCGUUGUCAAUUUGUCUGUUGUCGUGUCAUGUGUAAAUUAGUUUUAAUAAAAAAAAAUAUAUUUUAGCU
Molecule: messenger RNA, 875 nt
Organism: Cicer arietinum (chickpea)
Lineage: Eukaryota; Viridiplantae; Streptophyta; Magnoliopsida; Fabales; Fabaceae
Product: zinc finger A20 and AN1 domain-containing stress-associated protein 3-like
Molecular function (GO): zinc ion binding; DNA binding
Source: RefSeq, a predicted model, not a curated record